AUAACAUAUUAGGCGUUGUGUUUGGUGUUUUAUUUCGGUGUUGGAGAGAGAUUGGUUUUGUGUCAGAGCGUUUUCCAGAGUUUUGUAUGUAAAGAUACUGAUUUGCAGUCUAGAGGUUUUCGGUAUUACAGUUUUAUACGAUCGAUAGCACGUAGGUAGUGACGGUAAGCGUUUAAGAUUUGACAACAAAAUGGCGGAUCCCAUAUUAGCGAGUCCCGUGAAAUAUGCGACAAGUUUCCAGGAGCAUUGCUUCCCUCUCGUUGUUUGAAACGUCAACAAAAGGACAAAAUGUUGGGAGAGGAUGGUCUCAUGUGGGAGAUAUCCCAUGUCAACGACAUGGGAGUACUGAAUUCGUCGUGGAAGGAGGAAAAAUCUUCAAAUGGCUUUCAAGAAGUACAAAAUGGCGUUGAUUAUGUGGACCCUCCUGAAGAGUUGUGGUCAAAAAAUCUCGAUUCGGCAGCGUCUGUGUUCCCACCGUCCACAUUGACUCCAACACUAGAUUUUGACAUCUGGGGAGAAAUUUAUGGAGAUUUGAUCAGUUGGUGUCCCGAACCGCUACAGGAUACAUCUUGCACCAUGGUGGGCGACAGAAAAGGUUCCAAUUGUAUUGUACAAGACGAUGAACUGAACACGCCAGAAACAGGUGUGGAGCCUGAAUUUGACUUUACUUCACUCCUUGGUGUGAUGGAGACAUCAACACUAUUUCUAUCUGAAGGAGAGGAAUCUGUGAACUACAAGGAAAGAGAAACUGCCAUGCUUACAGAGAUUUUGGCGAGCAGCUUGCCAAGCAUGAAUUCCAAGCCCAGUGUGCUUAUGAACGUGACCAAUGAAGUGACUGCUGGAGAUGUUCAUGUGCUUGGACCACAAUCGGCAGUAAAGGAGGGCACUGACAAAAUCAGCAACACACCUGUGAUCUUGAAUCUGUAUUUAAGCAAGAUGAACCAUUUAACUUGGUUUCCUACAUUCUUGACGACCUGGUGCCAGGUACCACACUGCCUACCAGUGUGGAGUGUGUUGCUGAGACAUCUGGCACUCAACGGAAUGAUGCAGAUUCUGAAUUGGAAAAUCUUUUACUGCCAAAAGAAACCCGUAGACAUCCAGAAAAACGGGAACAUCCAUCAACAUCAUGCAGCAGGUCACAGAAGAGAAAAUUGUCAACUUCUGUAGCUAGUGAGUCAUG
Cryptotermes secundus is the source of this 1180-nucleotide messenger RNA. RefSeq lists its product as uncharacterized. The coding region runs from base 289 to 1167 and encodes 292 amino acids. The record is from RefSeq and is a predicted model, not a curated record. The transcript is spliced from 5 exons. Lineage: Eukaryota; Metazoa; Arthropoda; Insecta; Blattodea; Kalotermitidae.